Messenger RNA from Trachymyrmex septentrionalis, 2239 nucleotides. RefSeq names its product nipped-B-like protein B. The record is from RefSeq and is a predicted model, not a curated record. Lineage: Eukaryota; Metazoa; Arthropoda; Insecta; Hymenoptera; Formicidae. Bases 1 to 2190 code for a protein of 729 amino acids. Gene Ontology annotation, molecular function: microtubule binding. Gene Ontology annotation, biological process: cilium assembly. Gene Ontology annotation, cellular component: cilium; microtubule. The transcript has 9 exons.
AUGGCUAAUCACAAUUUCAUAAAUAACGAGCGACCCUCGAUAGUACGUUGCCCUUUUACGCAGGGAAAAGCAAAAGAACAACAACAGCGUGACUUCGGUGUGGAGGGAUCGCGAUACCAGUCACAGAGAGCGCAAAAACUGGAACACCAUUGCCAUCGAUCCAACGAGCAUUACGAGAAUCAAAAAGAGACUCGACAUUACGGCUCGCCGGGCGAGGAACGCGAAGGCGAAACUUCCGGUUACGCCAGCGAUUCCGUGGAUGUACCGCAGGCAGGGCAAAGAGCUCUGCCUAAUAAAGCAGCGAUCAGGAUGGAAAUGACGGAAAAAACAUGGCAAAAUCCUUACUGCACUACGCCGGAAAGUUCACUGCCUCCAUCGAGAAGACUUUCACCAGGCAGAAUGGGUGAACUCAACAGGCCAAGGUGGGGCAGUGUCUGGGAUCAAGAUGCAGCUAGAGGUGAUCCACCGCCGCCUUCUUGGCUAUCAAGAUUAGGACAGUCGAGCCAAGUCCUGGUGAUCAACCACGACAGCGCCAGCAGCCCGGACAGUUCAACGACUGGCUCAACCGGCUCCGAUAUCAAUAAAGUAUCUUAUCUUCGGGGUCAAAAUAUUCCUAUGGACACAGAGAUCCUUCAAGAACGCGAAAUGAAACGUCAGAAAGCACUGGAGCUUCAAAACGCCAUCAAACAGCAACUCGAGGAAAAGGACAGACAAAGAAAAGAAGAGAAAGAGCGGCGGAUGAGAGAAGAGAUGUUGGAAGAAGAACGAAUCCGGCGAGAAAGAGAAAGGGAUAAAGUAAGAUUUGAAGAAGAGCAGCGAAUAAUACGCGAAAAGGAGGAGGCGAAGAUGAGAAAGGCGCAAGCCAUGCGCGAGGUGUUGGAAGCUGCGGAACGGUUGGCAAAAGAAGAUCGAAAGAAUCGACGAAAGCGAGAGGAACACACCGAUGAAGAUACUGACGUUGUGACGCAAUUUUCCAACGAGUCGAACAUGAUAACAAACAUAAGCGACAAGCACGAAGAAGAGAACUGUUCGCAAGCGCAAAAGCAAAGCGCAAGUUCGAUCAAUCAUCCUGAAGAAAAGUCUAGCCUGAAGGAUGCCAAAGAGACCGACAAUUGUCGGGAAAGCGAGAACGAUAAAAAUCCGAGAGAAAUUUGUCCACGGAAAAAUUACGCAGACAAAUCGGAAGAAACCAUGCUGGACCUAAAUCCGAGAUCUCUCCAGAUGCCCGUGAGCAAGGACGUAGCGAUCGUGCUGAGUGGUCGGCUGGAGGAUCCUGAAAUCCUAAGUAGGGCGAAUCUGCAACUGGUGAAUCUGGUGAUGACGCCAAGCCCGCGCAAAUUCGUAGAAAGCGCCGCAGAUUAUUUCUCACUCGGGCUCAAUACAAUCAUGAGGAAUAACACAAGUCCCAAGAAUCCGAGGAGGUCAUCGAGGGACGCCUCGUCGACUGUUGUGGAGAACAGACUGUUGACGCCGAGCAAAUACAGAAUGCCAGCCGGUCGGGACUUCGGCACUCAGACAGAUGUGGAAUCCGACGUCCAGGAGCUACGGGAGAAACUACAGGAUCAGUCGAUCGGAGACCAAGAUACCAUGAAGGAGCGGAAGGAUACGACAAACGCCAACCGUAGAAACGUUGAAAAAUCAAAUAAUAUGGGUCCUGGCGAAGAAAUUCCUGUAAAAACUCUUCCGCGAGCCAAAUCACAGCCCAGAACUACGCUCGAUAGCAGACCGCGGUGGAACGCCAAUCGUCCAGGUACACGUUAUCGAACGCAAAGCGAGAAAGAUCCACACUAUCAAAGACGAUUGCGAUUAAGAAGACGACAAAUCGAAUCCAGCGAUGAAGGAUCUAGAUCACCGUCUCCCGACCGACGGAAAUCAAAUAACGGAAAAUCAAAAAGCCGAAGCACUAUAAGACGUAAGGCAAAACCCGAGAAUUAUGAUGCUGAUCUGUCGAUGGACAGUCUGAAUUCCGUUGUGCCUUUGCGAAUCGAUAAAAACGGCAAAAUUAAUAUCGAGAAUCAUGCCGAGAAAUCACAGUCAGGAAACAAUAUGAGUCACACAAAAAAAACGGACGAAGACAGUUCUAACAUUUGGUGCGGACAGGAAAUCUUGUCCAAACUGUCAUCAUUGAGAAGCGGGAGAAUACGUAUGAAAGAGACAUGUUUGGAAAGAGCCAUUUCGUAUUUCAACUAAUUGAAUAUCGCUAAAAAUUUAAAAAUAUUUUCAUUUGAUAACAGUGUAC